GCCUGAUAACAAUCAACUUCCAGUUUUUCUAAAUGGACGAUGUCGCUGUAAAUUCAUCAUUCGAUGGAGGUCUGUCGGUGUUACUUUCUGCAUGCGCUCCUCCACUCAACCUCGACGAGGACUUUGGUCUUGGAUGGGACUGUAUCGUUCCGAAAAAGGACAUAAAAGAAGAACUCCAUGAUGAUCUCGAUUCGUUUGCCAAUUCACCUUUGUCCCAGUUUGGACUUGAGUCUGAUUCAUCUUCUCCAUCCUCUUUCUGUUCCUUGGACUUGGAUUCUGACUCACGUGAAAAUACUCUAUCUGUUUUUCCCUACGACGAGCACCCAUCACCUCUGCUUGGUAUGCCAGAUCCAAUAAUGCCUGCACUAGCAAUGGAUUCGUUGGCAAGUACAGCUCCUAUACGAAGGCCAAUGUUAGUGCGAAAGCGAAUGCAUGAAUGUUCGAUGGUUUGUUGGCUUUUUCGCACAUUGUUGACUUCCGAAUAUAGAGCUUUGCCGUUGAAUGCUAUUUUUGAGAUUUUCGAAGAUACGAAUCCAUCGUCCGCCCACGGUCGACAUUGGCGCCAAUCCAUACGGCACUGCUUGAUGUCUUCUGCUGUUUUCGUCAGAGUUUUGACACCAAACCCUCGCAAAGAUUUCUUGGUGAUGAAUGAAGCCGGAUCAUGGUGGACAGUGCAUCCAGAUUGUGAAGCAGCAUGUGCCGAUGAAGUUUUCCGACCGGGAGUUGCUCAUCGAUGCCCACCAAACGGAGGUGGAGCUGUUAGGAUGAAGACGUACCAGGUCGAUGAUACUAGUGAAAUCAUUUAUCGGGACACCACGCGUGGAAAGUGGACGAAUGAGCGGAUAUAUGCGCGGAGACGUUUACCUUUGGAAAGGCCGAGAAAAAAUGCGAUCCCUCUAAAGCCAUCCUCAAUAACAUUGUAUCCUUCAAAAGCAACUUCUUAUACAACCACAUCUCAGUCGCGUUUGCGCUCUUCGCAGGUGAAUCCACAGAGAGGAGAUCAUUUUGUGAUUGAUCAUGAAGAAGAGGUCUCCUGAGAACAUACCAGCCCGGAGAUGAAUGUGCUAGACGCUCGCGCUUAUUCGCAUAGGAGCUGAUUUUAUUGCUAUAUGCAGCUCACGCUAACAGCAGGGAUUUUUAUUUCUGAUCAUAUUUGACCAUUUGACUUAUUGUCAGCUGGAAAUAGAUUAUACUUGUACUUUAUGUAAUGUUAGCAAUUAAUAUGUAGUUACAAACCCAUUUGCGACAGCGUUUUUCAAGCAGUGUUGUCCUAGUGAUCCGUCGCUCUUGCAUGAAAAGAAUGCAUUGAAGGAAAUGACCUUCACCUUCACCAAUUUUUUUGUGUUAAAAUAAGUCUUUGAGUUGGUUUGGUUUUUCGUUGCCUAUAUUGGAAGGACUGUUAUCAAGCUGCGUAAAUCCGUAUAACUUUUCUCCUGACAGUGCUGCUCCUUCUAUCGUUUUUUGAGGCUAUUAACCUUGCUAAAUCUUUACCUCAUUUUCAUCUCAAUAACCUUUCUGCAAUUUAUCCUUUCCGAUUUUUUUUUGAAUGGCAGACACAGUGGCUUUACCUCCUGAUUUUUUCCUGCCCAUAUGGCAUACCAAACGUGUGAGCUUUCAUUUGUAAAUUUCUUAGUACGGGAAUCAGUGUGUCCACAUCUUAUUUAGCCAUUGUGCUGUUCACAUUCACCCUUCGCAGAUCAUACGACUUUUUUAUGGUUCAGAAUGCUCAACAUUAUAGAAAUUCGCAUUUAGUUGUUUAAUAGAACAAAUAUUCUGUGGAAAUGCAUUUCACCUGUAGGAGGAGCAUGCAUAUGACUUGACCUCAGUGCCUAGACCUUGAUUGCUGAUCGAGACUAGCUCGAUUCAUUUAGAGUAGGUAAAUGGUUGUGUUUUACAUCGUUAUGUUUGGCAAAUGUUAAUAAAUGUUUUGAAUA
Molecule: messenger RNA, 1934 nt
Organism: Cylicocyclus nassatus
Lineage: Eukaryota; Metazoa; Nematoda; Chromadorea; Rhabditida; Strongylidae
Source: the annotation of a GenBank genome assembly